This is a messenger RNA of Pistacia vera, 498 nucleotides long. RefSeq names its product protein SUPPRESSOR OF QUENCHING 1, chloroplastic-like. The transcript is spliced from 3 exons. NCBI's taxonomy places the organism in Eukaryota, Viridiplantae, Streptophyta, Magnoliopsida, Sapindales, Anacardiaceae. Bases 13 to 261 code for a protein of 82 amino acids. The record is from RefSeq and is a predicted model, not a curated record.
UAACAUGAAUUAAUGAUGCAUAUUCUGCUCCUCAAUUCUCCAUGGGAUGUCUGUUUUGAGCUAGUAAAUGAGAAGGUUUACAUUGCAAUGGCUGGCCAACAUCAGAUCUGGGAACACAAUACACUUGAUGGAGUUACUAAAGCUUUUAGUGGCGAUGGUUAUGAAAGGAACUUGAAUGGAUCAAGGUUGAUAAGAAAGAAAAAAGUUAAAGGUGAUAAAGAAAAGUUUGAUCAGUUUGAAGUCCAGGCUGAACUUGGAUGAGCUUGUAUUGAGAAAGGGCAGAACCUCAGUUCCGAUGGCGACUGCCCUGUUAAAUGUUUAUAGCUCCUGAAAGGUCCAUAUAGUUAUGUCUAUCUAUUUGUUUGCACUCAUCACAUACAUCUGUGUUAUACUAGAGCAUUAUUUGUCUUAAUUUCAAUUUUUUAUUCAUUUAUAUUUAUGUUUUCCACUGGCAUGAUUCUCCUGGAAAUUUGGCAUUGAUGUACUGAUUUUUUGUUG